Molecule: messenger RNA, 9914 nt
Organism: Esox lucius (northern pike)
Lineage: Eukaryota; Metazoa; Chordata; Actinopteri; Esociformes; Esocidae
Gene: grin2bb
Product: glutamate receptor, ionotropic, N-methyl D-aspartate 2B, genome duplicate b
Biological process (GO): excitatory postsynaptic potential; synaptic transmission, glutamatergic; monoatomic ion transport
Cellular component (GO): postsynaptic density membrane; plasma membrane; postsynaptic membrane
Molecular function (GO): transmitter-gated monoatomic ion channel activity involved in regulation of postsynaptic membrane potential; NMDA glutamate receptor activity
Source: RefSeq, a predicted model, not a curated record
CAUAUGUACCUGUUGUCUAAAGUCACUUAAUGCUUUUAUUGGAACAUGAGCACAAGAUGAUCACGUUUAGCCGUCAGUUAUCAUCAUGUUUGACUUAGACGUCUGUGAUUUGGCAGUGUGUUAGGACUGCUUACUUGAAAGCUGCCAUAGUUGGAUGAGAUAUUAUAUUAGACCAUCAUCUUUAAUGCGUCAUUCAUGAUUUAUUUUAUUCAGAUAGUCGGUCAUGUGUGUUCCACUGCCCCCAUAUACCUCACAUAACAAUUUCUCUUUUGAUAUUAAAUUUGACGUGUUUCAAGCGUCUGUCAUGCAGUAAAGCCUCUCCUUAUUUCUUUAAGGUGGACAAUUCUCAGUGUAUUUUCCCAAAGCGAUUCCACUCUUUCUGUUGUUUUUCAUCUCAUCUUCCAUCUAUAAUAGUAACACGUACAUAAGGUGACUGUUUUGAUUGUGCGUGUGUGUGUGUUUGUGUUUAUGUGUGUCUAGGUUGGAGAUAGUGACAGACUUAGACUGAUAAGAAUAGCAAUCAAGCAGAAGAAUUUACUGUUCAUCUCAUUGCUGUCAUUCGCUCUUUGUCAUAUUCCCCUCUUUUCUUCAUGAUGCUUCUACCCUGCAUCUCAGUGCCAUAUCCCAUGGGGGUGAGCCUACCUCUUCAGACAUCACCAUCCCCAGUUAAUUAAGAGUCACUUUCUCAUGUAAUCAUUGGAAACACUCAGUUUACAAUACAUAUUUCCGAUCAAUCAAUGGCAUUUACAUCUGCAACUUUAGCAUUUUUUCCUUUUUCUUGAGGAUCCGAAAGGGGUUCAUAUGCAAACAAGUGCCCCGUGUUUAUUUCUUUGUUUGGGAUUUCACCGUGAAGGACUAAGGAACGAUCUACGUGUUUUGUGUUUUUAAGUGACAGCUCUGUCUUUACUGUUGUCUCGCUCCUCUGAUCACCACUAAAUUAAUAAUGAGUUACAGACACAAGUUAUUUAGUUAACGGACGCUUCAUCUCGUCUCCAAAGAGAAGAACAGAAGAACCGCCAUACAGACAAACGGAUGACGAUGAAUAAAUAAACGAGGAGUGUGAGAGAAGAAACAGAAAAAGCAGGGAAGGAGGAAGACGCGCUCCAAUAUCGGCAUUGCCACGGCAACCGAGUUCACACCACACACUUACACACGGAGUUGUUGGAGGAGACCUCGUCGCACUGUUUCACCCAGAAGGGAGGAUGAUCGGGCGGCAAGAGACGAACGAGAGAGCGCCUCGCCCUUCUCCAUGUCUUUCUACAUUAGUCAUCUAUAGUUUUCUUUGCUGAGUUCCCAGUAAAACACACACACACACACACACACACACACACACACACACUAGAAUUUGGACUUCUCAAAAUCUAAAACACACCGAAUCAAAGCUGCGCUAUAUUUAUUUAUUCCAUACUUGAUAAUUGGACAUUUCUUAGUAUAUUUUCCCAUCGCUAGUUCAACAAUACACUCCAGCUACUAUAAUCAACUGGUCUCUCCAACACAAUCUGAGACGCUAUACAGCCCAGGUGUCCAUGCCUCUUUCUGUAAACCCUCUUUUAAUCUAAUACCCUCUGCACGGCUUCAUCUGUCCAUCCUUCCCUCCAUCCGAGGCUAUGAGAGGAGGAGUUGAAACCCAGACCACACCAUCAUGCCAGUUCUGAAGAGCAGAGAGGAGAUCUGGGCUGGCAAUGUACAAGGGACUGAAUUUACACUCCUCCAUGAUGCUUGUCAGCCUCGCCUCCCGCUCCCCACUCCAGGACAGACGCGUCUCCUCCUCCCCCCUCCACCCUCCCCUGUCCGAACAGUCCUCCUCCCCUCACCAGCACCCGCGGCCCGCCGUCCCCUUCUUUGCCUUCUCCCUUCUCCUCCUCUCCCUGCUCCUCCUACCUGUUGCCGAGUCGGCGCGGACGGCUGGGAGGGGCGGGGCUGGCCAGGGUGGGGGAGUGCCAGGAGGGGCUCCAGGGACGGGAGGAGCAGGAGGCGAGAAAGGAGGUCAGAGGGGCACAUCCCUCAUUCCCCCUCACUACCCCCCCCACUACCUCCCUGUGUCGCCCGCCCGGCUCCCCGGGCAUCCCUUGAAUCCCAAAGUGAUCUCCUCGCUCAGCAUCGCGGUCAUCCUUGUGGGCAACUCUAGCGAGGUCUCGUCCUCCCACGUGGAGAAAGAGGAGUUCCUCCAUGUCCCCCACCCCACCAAGGUCCAGCUGGAGACCAUGAACGACACAGACCCCAAGAGCAUCAUCAACCGUAUCUGCGCCCUGAUGACCAACACCUGGCUGCAGGGCGUGGUGUUCGGGGACGACACAGACCAGGAGGCCAUCGCCCAGAUCCUGGACUUCAUCUCUGCCCAGACGCACAUCCCCAUCCUUGGCAUCCGGGGGGGCUCUGCCAUGGUCAUGGCCGCCAAGGACGACCACUCCAUGUUCUUCCAGUUCGGCCCAUCCAUAGAGCAGCAGGCUUCCAUCAUGUUGAAGAUCAUGGAGGAGUAUGACUGGUACAUCUUCUCCAUCGUCACCACUUACUACCCUGGAUACCAGGACUUUGUCAACAAGAUCCGCAGCACCAUAGAGAACAGUUUUGUGGGCUGGGAGUUAGAAGAGGUCCUACUGUUAGACAUGUCUGUGGACGACGGAGACGCUAAGAUCCAAAACCAGAUGAAGAAGCUCCAGAGCCCCGUCUACCUGCUGUACUGCACCAAGGAAGAGGCCUACACCAUCUUUGAGGUGGCCAACUCUGUGGGCUUGACGGGAUAUGGCUACACUUGGAUCGUUCCGUCGCUGGUCACCGGAGACUCUGAUAAUGUUCCUGCUGUGUUUCCAACAGGGCUCAUUUCGGUGUCGUAUGAUGAAUGGGACUACAGUUUGGAGGCGAGGGUGCGUGAUGCAGUGGCGGUCAUUGCAACGGCGACCUCCACCAUGAUGCUGGACCGUGGACAACACACGCUGCUCAAGUCUGGCUGUAACGAGACCCCUCACAAGAAGGGCUCCAAACAAGGAAACUCAAAUGAAGUGCUCAAGUAUCUGAUGAACGUGACGUUUGAGGGCCGCAACCUGUCGUUCAGUGAGGAUGGAUACCAGAUGCACCCCAAGCUGGUCAUCACCCUGUUGGACAAGGAGAGACACUGGGACAAGGUGGGCACGUGGGAGAACGGCUCCCUGUCAGUCAAAUACCACGUGUGGCCCCGGUUUGAGUUGUUCUCCGACGGGGAGGCCCGGGAGGACGACCACCUGUCCAUCGUGACCCUGGAAGAGGCCCCGUUCGUCAUCGUGGAGGACGUGGACCCGCUGAGUGGCACCUGCAUGAGGAACACCGUGCCCUGCAGGAAGCAGCUCAAAAUAAUAAACCAGACCGGGGACUCGGGCAUCUACACCAAGCGUUGUUGUAAAGGUUUCUGUAUUGACAUUCUGAAGAAGAUCGCCAAGCAGGUCAAGUUCACCUAUGACCUCUACCUGGUCACCAAUGGAAAGCAUGGCAAGAAGAUCAACGGCACCUGGAACGGAAUGGUUGGGGAGGUGGAGCAGAAGAAGGCCCACAUGGCGGUGGGGUCGUUGACCAUCAACGCAGAGCGCUCUGAGGUCAUUGACUUCUCUGUGCCGUUCAUCGAGACUGGGAUUAGUGUCUUGGUCUCCCGUAGCAACGGCACUGUCUCCCCCUCUGCUUUCCUUGAGCCGUUCAGUGCUGAUGUGUGGGUGAUGAUGUUUGUGAUGCUGCUGUUGGUGUCGGCGGUGGCUGUGUUUGUAUUUGAGUACUUCAGCCCGGUCGGCUACAACCGCUGCCUGGCAGACGGACGAGAACCCGGUGGCCCCUCUUUCACCAUAGGCAAGGCCAUAUGGCUGCUGUGGGGCCUGGUUUUCAACAACUCCGUGCCCGUCCAGAACCCUAAGGGGACUACGAGCAAGAUCAUGGUGUCCGUGUGGGCCUUCUUCGCCGUCAUCUUCCUGGCCUCCUACACCGCCAACCUGGCCGCCUUCAUGAUCCAGGAGGAAUAUGUUGACCAGGUGUCUGGCCUCAGCGACAAUAAGUUCCAGAAGCCCAACGCCUUCUCCCCACCGUUCCGUUUUGGAACGGUGCCCAACGGAAGCACGGAACGGAACAUCCGCAACAAUUACAAGGAGAUGCACGGCUACAUGACCAGCUUCCACCAGAAGAACGUAGACGAGGCCCUGGCAAGCCUCAAGGGCGGUAAACUGGACGCCUUCAUUUAUGACGCGGCGGUGCUAAACUACAUGGCCGGGAGGGACGAGGGCUGCAAGCUGGUGACCAUCGGCAGCGGAAAGGUGUUUGCCACCACCGGUUACGGCAUUGCCAUCCAGAAGGACUCGGGCUGGAAGAGAGCAGUGGACCUAGCCAUCCUGAUGCUGUUUGGCGAUGGCGAGAUGGAGGAGCUGGAAGCUCUGUGGCUGACUGGAAUUUGCCACAAUGAGAAGAACGAGGUGAUGAGCAGCCAGCUGGACGUGGACAACAUGGCCGGCGUCUUCUACAUGCUGGGGGCGGCCAUGGCUCUGUCGCUCAUCACCUUCAUUGCAGAGCAUGCUUUCUACUGGCAACUGCGCUUCUGCUUCAUGGGCUACUGCACGGGCAAGCCGGGCUUCACCUUCUCUAUCAGCAGGGGCAUCUGGAGUUGCAUCCACGGGGUCCAGAUCGAGGAGAACAAGUCGGUCAUGGACUCGCCGUCGGCCACCGCGAACAUGAACAACACCCACUCCAACAUCCUGCGGCUGCUCCGCACCGCCAAGGACAUGACCGCCAUCCCGGGGGUCAACGGCUCGCCGCACACGCACAGCGGCCUGGACUACGGCGGCCACCACCACCGCGGCGGCGAGUCGCCGGGCAUCUACGACAUCUCCGAGCACCGCCGCAGCCUCCAGGAGCGCAAGGCCCCCCCGCCGCCCUACCUGGCGGAGGACAACAUGUUCAGUGGCUACAUCAGCGAGGUGGAGAGGACUUUUGGCAACUUGCCGUUGAAGGACAGCAACCUGUACCAGGAUCAUUACCUGCACCACCACUCAGGUCCGGGACCCGGUCUGGCUCUGGGUAUGUCCGGCCCCCCGCCUAACAGGCCGCAUAGCUUAGGCAGCGCCAGUUCGCUGGAGGGGGGGAUGUUCGAUUGCGACAGCUUAGGGGGAGGGGUAGCGCCCAUAUUCACCACGCAGCCCCGCGGUGCCUCUCUGACCCACAGGAACACCAAUAAGUUUGACCUGAUCGCCGGUCAUGCCCAGGCCUCCAGCUCUGGCCAGCAGGGCGGCCAGUUCAAGUCUGGCGACCUCUACGGGAGGUUCUCCUUCAAGGGCGGGGCGUCCAGUUCGGGGUUUAUCGACAGGGGAGGUCACGACAGGUACUGCGGGGGUGGAGGGGGGGGGGGCGGCGGGGGCUCUGGCGGCGACGACGUGUCCGACAUCUCCUCGCACACCGUCACCUACGGCAACCUGGAGGGCAACGCCAAGAGGCGCAAACAGUACCGGGACAGCCUGAAGAAGAGGCCGGCCUCGGCCAAAUCCAGGCGGGAGCAGGACGAGAUCGACUACCGGAGGCGAGCCCACCAUCACCACCACACCGUCCACCACCACUUCUCCCGCGGCCCCCUGGGACACCGGUCGGCCUCCCCGCCCCUGGCCCCCUCCGAAAGGAAGAGAGGAGGCGGCGGGGGUAACUCUUCACCUUACUCGUUCCGCGACAAAGAGAAUCUGAGGGAGUUCUACGCGGAGCAGUUCCGUUCCAAGGAGGGCUUGGCCAAGUGGGAGCAUGUGGACACGUCUGACGGGCCUUGUCCAAUGGGCGGUGGGGGAGGAGCAGGCGGAAGUAGUGCUAGUGGCAUUUGUAAGAGCUUAGUGCCCGUGGAGGACUUCCUGAAAGGUAAUAAACCCAAGAAGUCAGAGUGUAAGGGUGGCAAGGUUGGCGGGUUGUCAGGGCAACAGGCCCACACCUGCUGGGAGAAGAACGCGUCGGGGGUGGGGGGCGGGGGCAUAGCGGGGGGCGACUGGGAGUGUCGCAACCAAAGUGCCGUCGGCGGGGGAGUGGGAGGGGUUAAGUCCAUGUCUCACCACGGGGGCGGAGGAGGAGGUGGAGGAGGAGGUGGUGCCGGCGGCGGAGGGGGGGGUAGCCGACCGACCUCCGCCACCUGCAAGCGGUGCGAGUCUUGCAAAAAACCUGGCAACCUGUAUGACAUCAGCGAGGACAACCUCCUGUUUAGCCAGAGGGGGGGCGGAGGCGGGCAGUGCGGGCACGAGGGCGGAGUCGGGAAGAGUGGUGGUCCGGGGGGGGCCAGCCAAUCACAAGCUCAGGCACAGCGCAGGAAGUCAGGGCCGGGCGGGCGGGUGUUACGGAGGCAACACUCCUACGACACGUUUGUGGAUCUGCAGAAGGGAGGGGGCGGCGGCCGGGCGGGCGGGGCAGGAGGAGGCGGGGGUGGCGGAGGGGGGCAGCUUCCCCCGCCCAGGAGCGUGAGCUUGAAAGACAAAGACCGCUACAUGGAGGGCGUUAGCCCCUACGCCCAAAUGUUUGCCCAGUACGCGGAGAGGGACAGGGGUAGCCCCUCCAUUUUCAGCCGGGGUGGUAGUGAGAGGGAGAGGGCGAAAGGAGGCUCCUCGUUCAGUUUGUUCCGAGGCGAACGAGGCGAGGGCGGGUUUCACCGCCGGUCGGUGGGGGAGAAGGACAUGAGGGACAGGGAUAGAGGAUUGAUGGGAGGUGGUGGUGGGGGCGGUUUUGGCAGAGGGCCCGGGACUUACUCCUUGUCUAAAUCUCUCUACCCAGAUAAGGUGACCCAGAACCCCUUCAUCCCAACCUUCGGUGACGACCAGUGUCUGUUACACGGCGGCAAACCGUACUACGUCAAAAAGUCGCCGCAACAGCAACAUCCGCCACAGCGUCUCCACGACAACAGCCGCGGGGACUUCCGAGGCUCCAUGGGGUUGCCGUCGUACAUGCCGGUGUCAGCCACGCCCGGGGUAAUGUCCAAUGUAACGCCCAGGUUCCCCAACGAUCUGUGUCUGGGCGGGGGGCUAGGGGGGCCCGUGGGGAACCACCACGGGGCCCCCGGACUCGGGGGAAACAAGCUACUGCCAGUCAGGGAUGGGGGAUUAGGGAUGGUGGGGCAGGGGGGCCAGAGACCGUUCAAUGGCUCGAGUAACGGCCACGUUUACGAGAAGCUGUCCAGCAUUGAGUCGGACGUCUGAGAGGACAGGUUGGAGAGGGAGACGAGGAGGGGGAGGGAUGGCGAUGACAGUUGUCUCCGUCUGAGGAGAGCGAACGGGCCCCACACUUGGGACACUGUUGUCAUGUCUCUCAGCGGGAGGCUGGUUGGUUGGACAAUGGACCAAGACCGCCGCAGGCCAGUCAAGGCUAACAGGAAGGUACGCGACUCCUAAUUAGGAAAUUAGUGUAUUCGGCUGCUGCUUCACUCGGAGACUGACAGACCAGGGAGGAGGGGAAACAUCGCCGUUUCCCCUCUCCUCCUUCACACCACCGUCCCCCGCCGUUCCUCACACCAAAACAGACGUUUUGCUUCGCUAACGUAAAUACAAUCAAUUGAAUGAAAAAUUGAAUACUUUUCUUGAAAUAACAGGGUAAACUAACAAUAAUUGUAUUGAUAAUGUUGUUAAUAAUGAUAUUAUUGAUUAUAAUUACUAUGUUUAUGAUGUUUAGUCUGGGCUUGUUUUUUAAUUUUUAAAUAGUUCAUGUUGUUAUGUAUUUGCACUGUUGUUAAUUAUUUUCAAACUUAACAUAUUACAGGAGACUAGUAGACUGUCUGGCAGGAGGAAAUGUUACUUAAGUACCAAUAUUUUUAAGUUCCUGUAAUUACAAUUUCUUCUUAAUUCUUGAUUAUCCACGUUCAAAAAAGUUUUUUUUUUCUUCUGUUUUUGGAGUGCUGUGAAAAAGUGUAUGUGAAAGGCAUGAUCUGAUGAGUACAUUUUCCAGGUACUUGACAUCUUAUUGUGAAGGAGGAAGUCCUUAUAUGGCAUAAUGCUGAUUAUUUGCGGUAGUUUUGAUUUCUUGUUUUGUCUGGCAGUAUUUAGGGAGUAUUGCUGAUCUCAGACACCGAGCAGGAUGUGCCUUACUGAAUUUACGAUGACCAUAAAGACAUGAAGACUCUUCCUCCAAUCGGUAGAAAGAGUGUUCAUUCUGUAGACAAUUCAGUUAUUAACUAGAAACUCACUAAAUGGUAAUCAUGUUUUCCAAAAAUCCUAUUAGCUGAGAUUUUAGCUGGUGUAAAUGAAAUCCACCCAACUGAAAGGAGAGAGAAUAUUGCUUCAUGGGAGUUGGUGUUUUCUGCUAGUUUUACUUAUGUCAGAAGGCUCUUACGGAUAAUAAUAAACAUUGUAUACUGUCAUCUCUCAUCCUUUAGAUUUUCAUGAAUAGUUUAAUUUACCGGUUAAAAUCCCAACACACACCCACAGGGAUGAACUGUCAAUCACACAAAAAUCGGGCACGGACGCGGUACGCUGUAGGUAAGGUACGCACGUCACCUCUUAUGCCAACAUGUUGCUGGAAAGGGAUUCGGUUGGCCUCGGCAGUGUUCUACAGUCAAGACAUGGUCAUGAUGGACUUUUGGAACACGGUCUGGGAAUGGAGAGAUGAACAGAAGGCUGUGCUCAUUCUUUAAUGAUCAUUAUGGCAGAGAGCUACGCCUGCCAUUUUAUCAGGACACAUUUGCUGGAGCGGGACUGGGAUGAGUAGAACGUGGUGUGCUGUAAAUACAGCGAGAAGAAAAGGCUCAGUUGGUAAUAUAUUAUGUCACCCCUGAUUAUGUAUUGAUGAUAUGUAUUACCUUCUUAAUUCACACAAAGGAUUUGAUCAAACCACUAAUCGUGUUUGGACGUACUGUAAGAUUGUGUUUUGAUUUCUGAGAUAAUUCAGGUAAUAAUUGUGCGUGUUGGUCACCUAAGAUUUGACAGAUUGGGAUCGGGGAGAACAGUUACUAUCACUCACUAUUUAUUUGCUUUUGUGUUCGCUUUAGGGAGUCCACACAAGACUGUUUUCGGGGGGAACUUUCAGUAACUAUUAGUAAUUUUGAACAUUUCGCCAUGAAUGAUUAUGGAAUGUUUGAUGUUGACAAUUUUCAAGAUGGGAAAUGCCUUGGUUAGAUAAUUCGACCAGGGCAUUAUUAGCAAGAAUGCCCAAACACUUAGAAUUAUUAUUUUGCUUUAAAUCAGGAAAACACCUUCUUAAUUUCCCAGGGACUAUAUACAAAUGACUUUACUAAGCUGUUUGAACGUAAUGGAUGGCAUUUCUCUUCUGGAGGGGAGCUGGGAGGGAGGGGCUGAGAAGUAAAGCAAUGCCAUAAUGGAAAGAAUAUCUUCAAAAUCUCCACAUAGUGUGGACAAUAAAGUCCCACACCCCGUUUAUAUACGCUUUUGCUGAUGACACAUCACUGGUGACAUCAUGUCCAUGGGAUAUGACCUCAAAGCCACAACUGAUCACAGACAGAUAUCCAGGUCCACUGUACUCCCAUUGACCCCCAUGACCCUGCUGUAAUGCACGAAUCAGGAUUGACGCACGUGUUCAUUUUAUUGACUCAAUGUAUUGACUACUUGAAGUUAUAGCCAUCUGAAAUAUUACAUGAUUUCAGACAGCUAUUAGUGAUUUCUCUUAUUGCAAAACCAAAUUUAGCAAUCGAAGCACAAUCUGUUGAUUAUAUAGAUUAGUUGAUCAAUAGUUGUACAUCCCUAUUGAAACUUUUAAGGACUUUUCUUUGUUUCAUGGCUGAUGAGUCAUUGCGUAGGGUAUUGAGUCAAUGUAAGAGUUUUUGUAGGGACAAGCAUGCAUGUGUGGAAUUUUUUAAUUUUCCCUGUUUUUUAAUUUUUACAUAGACUCUAUUUUAGCCCAAACGUCGGUGGCAUUUUUGUAUCAAUUUCAGUGAUCAUUACUGUUGGUGUAUGUUUGUCUAUAUAUAUAUAUAUAUAUAUAUAUAUAUAUAUAUAUAUAUA